Nematocida major is the source of this 2733-nucleotide messenger RNA. RefSeq lists its product as uncharacterized. The transcript has a single exon. Bases 1 to 2733 code for a protein of 910 amino acids. The record is from RefSeq and is a predicted model, not a curated record. NCBI's taxonomy places the organism in Eukaryota, Fungi, Microsporidia.
AUGAACGCAAAAUGUUAUGCACUUAUGCUUGCAGCGCUGGCGCACUGCGCGCACGCGCGAGUGUCGUUUGACGAGGUCAUAGAGAUGCAAAGCACUGAAAUAAGAAACAGCAACAGCUUCAUAAACCCAAGGGGGCCGCUCUGCCUGCUGCGCGGGUUCGUGUACUCCGAGCAAGGCCACAUGCACAACAAGCGCUUCUUUUCGCCUGAAAUAGAAACUGACUACAAAGUGGAGCCGGUUGGGGAUGUUGAAACCACAAACAAGCACACAUACACAAGAAAAGCGCAGAAGGACAAGCUCUAUCCGCCUGCAGAGGGACCCGCUCUGGGCUCCAAGCCUGCGAGCACAGACUACUCUGCGGAGUACCACCGCACGCUUAUCGAGAUGUUUCCGUCUGUCGACGGGCACACUCUGUCCGUGGCUGUAGGUCGGAAGGACUCGUUCUUCCAGUUUCUGCAGAGAAUGCCCAGCAAUCACGCGCACUACGUGCUGGCUGCGCUCCUCCUGCUGAGUGAGGGAAUAGACGUGCCCAUCGAGACCACACAGAAUGAAAUAGCACUGGAGAUAGGCAGCAUAAAAGUUGGAGCAGACUUGUGCAAAAAGGCCACACAGGUCAUAAAGUUCUUCAAAGACAACAAAGGCAAAGGAAAGCUGCCUUGCACGCCAGAGGCCUUCAGCACCGGCGACUUUCUAAACACGCCGCAGUUCCUCAUCCAGGCGUACGUCUUUGAGUACAUCACGAGCAAGAGCGACGCCCUGGACUUCGCAGCGUGCGUGCACGCCAUCCUCACAAGCCUGCCGGAAAAUGACUGCAAAGACGUAUACAACACGUGCUUUGUGGGGAGCAAGGACAAGGCUGAAGAAGACGAGCUUCUGCGCCAGCUUGUGCAGAUUCAGACAAAAAUGAAGAUUCUACAGUCGUUCCCGUUCGUCAGCCCGAGCAUGCUGCCGGCGUACACAAGCGUGCAUGCCUGCAAGAGAGGCCAAACAGAGUUUUUGGACGAAACAUUCAGCAACUGCGUGGAGACCGGCCUGUUUGCGCUCUUCUGCUGCCUUGCACACGACCCAGUCCAGAAAGAAUACGACGCGGACGCCAUGCUCGGCGAGGCAAAGGAGGGUGAUAAAACAGAGGCCCUGCGUAAUUUCUUCGGGUUAUUGAAGAGUGCCAUCUCAAAAUUAUUCGGCAGCAGAAACACGCUGCAGGAGUGGAAUAAUGGCGCGCAAGCCCUGCGUGCCUUCUUUCAGAAGGAAAGUGUCACCCCAAAACAGUGCGCCACCAAAGAGACAAUGCAGGAGUGGAACCGCGUUGUGUCUGGCCUGCAGAGCGAGCACAUCGCGUAUGUAAGGCCCAGCCGAAACGAGGUGCGCUCCGGAAUCUUCAACGUGCUCUAUGUUAUCGCAGAGGUGACAGGCAGACUGGAAGAGGAGAAGCUGAGAAUACGCGAGCUUGCGCAGAUGCUAGAAGACUCCGAGAUUGAUGAAGACUUUGAGGAUGUGUUUGAAAAAACACAAGAGUACGUGGCAGAGCUUUUCGCGUCCCUCUCUGUGGAUAAGAGCUUAAAAGUCGAAUUCUCCGGCUUGAAGGUCGACGUCCGAAGUGAUAAGAAGAAAGACCUCUACGGAAAGAUCACCCUGAAGUGCACAGACAAAGACCGCGUGGUCGAGCAGGGCAUAUGCCUUGCCUUUAGGCCCAGGCACCUUACAGUUACUUUGUGCCCGUGCGUCUUCCUUUCUCUUACGGACGAAGAAAAAGAGGCCUUCUUUGCGGUGGACGGCUACUCAGAGCCUGCAGACUUUGUAGAGUGCCUGCUUGCCAAGUACGCAGACGCGUGGAGGGCCAGGGGCACGGAGUACUCUAAAUCUAAACUUAUUGAAGACACACGGGAGGCCUCAGAACGCUUAGCUGUCGAUGGAGCCUCUGCGCACCCAAACCAGCUUUUCUUGCUCGGAAGCGCUCUGAGAUACGAACAGAUACAAGAAUUCUCCGAGAACUUCACCCUGCAUGCAGCAGCAAAAGGCACCAAGCUCGCCCAGAAGCAUCCGGCCGUGCGCCUCCUCUCGAACCUGCUCGGCAGCCUUCCGCUGGACGACAAUGCAACGCAAUCCACUGUGCUGGAGUGCCCAGUAUGCCUAGACAUGCUGGGCAAGCUAUUUCCAAGAAUCGCCCUGUCAAAGGAAAUAUUUGCUGAUAUAUACAGGAGCGCAUACGCGAUCCGCACCAUGAAACUCUACAUCCGCCCUGAAGUCGACAGCGCGCCCGCAGCAAACGCCAUCAUGAAGUACUUUAGAGAAUACAAAGAGCAGACACGCGAGCCUUUUUUCCGGUGCCAUGCUGUGGCAAGCUUUGCCGCCAUCUCUGACUUGUUUCCUGUUUUGCUUGCAGACAAGUUAAUGCGCCACGUAGACGAAAUUGGCGCGCUUAUUACGGAUAAGGAGGAGAAAGACCGGGCAAAGGUGCUGGAUGCCAAGGCAACCUUUGACCUCCUCCUGUUUUUCGCCAGCCUGAAACAUAAUGGCACCCCGCUCGAGCUGAUGCUUGCUCUGGGCAGCAGGGUUGGGCCAAGGUUGAUCCAGGCAUGCAGUGUCACCAAUUGCAGGUUUUAUAUCAAUAGCCAAACAGCCUCUAAGAUUCUGGAGGCUCUGAACGCACACUGGAGCGCUCUGCUGCAGACGCCCAACGGAGAGGAGGUGUUCAGCGGCGUGCAGUGCAUACUCAAGUCCAGAAUACACUAG